ACUCCGGUGAAGUUCGAUUGUACGGGGAUGCUGGUGUGAAGUGAAUAAAGAGAAAGCGAACAUCAGAUAAGCAUCAGCCAAUCCGUGCACUCCCUGGAAGGUGGCAUCAAACUCUCUGACCAAUCACAGCGCGCUAUUUCUCCGCUCAAGACAGUACUACGCAUCACCCUCAACAGCAGCUGUUACGCAUCUCAGCUCUUGCGCGUUUGGAUAUUCCUGCUUCAGAGGCGGCUGUACUUUUAAUUCAAGCUUCCACGUGCGCUGAAUUCUCACCCAUCCGCAGCAGCAGCAGCAGUUUGUGAUCAUCAUGCCUGACAUGGAUAUCAAAGCUCAGGCGCGGCGCGCAGAGACAGUGGAGGACGUGUUUGAUCACACAUAUAAAGAGAAAGAAGGGCCUAAACCUCCCAUCGUCGUAGUGUGGAGAAAUGUAAUUCUGAUGACUUUAUUGCACACUGGAGCUCUGUAUGGACUCUUACUGAUACCAUCUGCAUCUUUUCUCACAUUAAUCUGGACUUUCGCAUGUUUCGUGUACAGCGCUCUGGGCAUCACUGCGGGCGCUCACAGGUUGUGGAGUCACAGAUCAUAUAAAGCGUCUUUACCUCUCCGGAUCUUUCUCGCCUUUGCCAACUCCAUGGCCUUCCAGAAUGACAUCUACGAAUGGUCACGUGAUCAUCGCGUUCACCACAAGUACUCGGAGACGGACGCCGACCCUCACAACGCCGUGCGAGGGUUUUUCUUUGCUCACAUCGGCUGGCUGUUGGUCCGUAAACAUCCUGACGUCAUCGAGAAGGGACGCAAGCUGGAGAUCAGUGACCUGAAGGCCGAUAAGGUCGUCAUGUUUCAGAGGAGGCACUACAAGCCGUCUGUGCUGUUGAUGUGCUUCUUCGUCCCGAUGUUUGUGCCCUGGUUCUUUUGGGGGGAGACGCUGUGGGUGGCGUAUUUCGUCCCGACCGUCCUCAGAUACACGCUUGUGUUAAACGCCACCUGGCUGGUCAACAGCGCCGCACACAUGUGGGGAAACCGGCCCUACGACAGCACCAUUAACCCCAGGGAGAACAGAUUUGUCACCUUCAGUGCCAUAGGUGAAGGCUUCCAUAAUUACCACCAUACGUUCCCCUUCGACUACUCCACCAGUGAGUACGGCUGGAAGCUCAAUCUGACCACCUGUUUCAUCGACCUCAUGUGUUUCCUGGGCCUGGCCAGCGACCCCAAGCGCGUGUCCAGAGAGGCGGUCCUCGCUCGAGUCCAGCGCACCGGAGACGGCAGCCACAGGAGCGGCUAAUGGCCGGUCAGCCGCCCGUCCGUCCCCAACAAAACUGCCAGCCGGAAAACAGAAGGACAAUCGAUCCUUCCAGUGACGGGGAGUUUUAACAAGCUUCUGCUUUAAGUUUGACAUCAGAUGACAAAUGUUUUUUUUCCCCCUCAGUCUAGCCUGUGAAGCUUUAAUACGGGGAUCCGACCUGUUUGUGUAGCGCUUAUUCAGAUUUAGUUUCCGGCUUGUAGAUAUUUUUGACACCCCAGUCUGAGCUUUUGUAGCUGACGUGCCAGUUUACUCAAUGCAGGAGCUAAACGCGGCGCCCAACGACCCCGUCACCCUCCCGGGCCUUUUUGUGUGCGUCCCGGGUGGAAUCCUACCAAACCUAGCUGUGCAAUUUGAGAGAAAUUAAAAUCUAUUUAAUAUUUAACAGCCGCACCUUACUGAAUCAAGCGAUCGUAUUUAAUAAUUUAAUAUUGCCAAACUGUUUUGUCGCCAUACUUGCACAAAUUGUUCAUGUUUUGGAGCACUGUUUGAAUCUGUAUUAAUGAUUCUUGAUUUAUAAGCAUUUGACCUCAGCACAGAUAUGACGGUUCAUAAGUCUUUUUGCUAACUUACUUACAGUGAGUAACGUUAACUAUAAUUUCAUGUUACGGUAACAGAAUCCAGAAGAUGGAUUGAAUGGUAGAAGCUGCGUGACAAUGAUUGAGAGUGUUGAUUCUUGAUUAUUCAGUACUGUAAAAUGUAUAGUUUGGUUUUGUAUUGUAAUUAACUGUGCAACAUCAUCCUUACCAAGUCCAGAUUUGUUCCUACAUUAACGUUUUCGUCUUCUAAAUACAUCUGGAACGUUAGUGUAAGCAUGCUGUAUUAAUACAGACAUCUUUUCUAUUGCAUAAUAACACGGAUGGAAGUAUGUCGAACAAAACUUCCAGUAAUUAUAAUAAUACAGGCUCCGCUGGUAUUAUUGUUGCCAAAAACGUUUGUUGCAUGCGUGCCGAUGAUGUUUUGGCUCUACUUCACCUGUAUGUUUAAUCAAACAUAAUGUAUUUUCAGAGAUUUUUCAAUGCUAUUUUUCCAUGUUUAGAUUUCAUUUGACAAGUUGCUCAUAGUUCGAUUGUUUGGCAACUUUAAAACAAUUUGGAUUGUAAUUCCUUUCUGAGCGUGUGACUCGAAGACGCCGCUGUUCCUCUCACAGGACAGAUCGCCUUAUUUUCACUCUGACACUUGUGACUCGAGAUGCCAAAAAGCAGUUGUGAUAUUUCUCAUGCUGUUUGGAAGAAGCCUUUGGCUCUUAAAACUAAUAUGAUGUUCUUGUUUGUGAUAUAACAGCCUGUAAUAGUGAAUAGACUCUUGUUUCUUAAUCUAUUACUGGAAAUAAAGUCUCAAGCAAAGAGCUUCUAAACUUUGA
This is a messenger RNA of Ctenopharyngodon idella (grass carp), 2663 nucleotides long. It is a transcript of the gene scd, whose product is annotated as stearoyl-CoA desaturase (delta-9-desaturase). Bases 308 to 1282 code for a protein of 324 amino acids. Gene Ontology annotation, biological process: unsaturated fatty acid biosynthetic process; response to fatty acid. Gene Ontology annotation, cellular component: endoplasmic reticulum membrane. Lineage: Eukaryota; Metazoa; Chordata; Actinopteri; Cypriniformes; Xenocyprididae. The transcript is spliced from 6 exons. Gene Ontology annotation, molecular function: stearoyl-CoA 9-desaturase activity; iron ion binding; palmitoyl-CoA 9-desaturase activity. The record is from RefSeq and is a predicted model, not a curated record.